This is a messenger RNA of Diospyros lotus (date-plum), 2169 nucleotides long. RefSeq lists its product as uncharacterized. Gene Ontology annotation, molecular function: protein binding. NCBI's taxonomy places the organism in Eukaryota, Viridiplantae, Streptophyta, Magnoliopsida, Ericales, Ebenaceae. The record is from RefSeq and is a predicted model, not a curated record. The transcript is spliced from 6 exons. Bases 136 to 1908 code for a protein of 590 amino acids.
GCACUCCUUGAUGCGCUCAAUUUGAUGCCCAAACUUCCAAAUCGAUCUUCAACGUUCUGAGCCCAAGGACUCCGAGCAUUCGCCCAACCCCUCUCACAGGUCAUCGUUGUCGCCAGAGCAACUAAUUUGCAGAGAAUGGAGAGUGAGGAAGAGAGCGAAGAGAAGAGAAGCUUGGUUCAUCUAUGCAUUGAAGCGGCGUCGCAGAGCAGAGACGCCGUCGAAUCGUGGCGGAGACAGCGUCGCACUCUCGAACGUUUGCCUCCUCAGAUCGCCGGCGCUCUCUUCCACCGCCUCCUCUGUCGCGGCCUCCUCUAUCCCUCCCUCCUUGAAGUCUUCAAGUAUAGCAUAGAGGUGGUUGAUCUGAGAGGUGAGAACUCUGUGGAUGUGGAAUGGAUGACAUACUUGGGUGGAUUUCAGUAUUUGAGUUCACUGAAUGUUGCUGGUUGCUAUAGAAUUACUAGUUCUGCCCUUUGGGCUGUUACAGGCAUGACUAGUUUAAAGGAGAUAUAUCUUUCUAGGUGUUCCAAGGUUACUGAUGCAGGCAUUAGGCAUCUCUCAUCGAUUCCAACUUUGGAAAAAUUACACAUAUCAAAAACAGGUGUGACUGCUCAAGGAGUUUCACUUCUCUCUUCACUCUCGAACUUGUCUGAAUUAGACUUGGGAGGUCUGCCUGUCACUGAUCAGGCAUUAUGUUCUCUUCAGGUCUUGACAAAACUGCAGUAUCUAGACCUUUGGGGAAGCAAAAUAUCUAAUCAAGGGGUUCAUGCUUUAAAAUCAUUUCCAAUGUUAAGCUUCCUCAAUCUAGCUUGGACCAAGGUUACAAAGCUGCCAAACUUGUCCUCUCUUAGAAGCUUAAACAUGAGUGAUUGCACCAUUCAUUCUAUAUUUGAAGGGCAUUGUGAUAAAGCUCCUAUAUUGAAGCUCAUUCUUUGUGGUGCUAUGUAUGUGGAUGUGUCUGAAGCCCUUUUAUUUGUUGAAACAAGUUCUCUUUCCUUCUUGGACAUGUCCAGCUCUUCUCUUGAAGAAUUCUGCUUUUUGUCUCGCAUGAACGCGUUGGAACAUUUGGAUCUCAGCUCUAGUUUGAUCGAUGAUAAAUCAGUUGAAGUGGUUGCAUCUGUUGGAGCAAAUUUGAGAAGUCUAAGCCUCAGCAAGACAAGAGUGACCUCUGCUGGAGUGGGGGUUUUAUCAGGAAAUGUUCCCAACCUUGAAAAUAUAUCAUUAUCUUGCACUGAGGUAGAUGAUCACGCUAUCUCAUAUAUGAGCCUGAUGCCUUCAUUAAAGGUUGUCAACUUAAGCAAGACAAAUGUCAAAGGUUUGAUUCACCAAGUUGGUUGUGAGGCAUGUUGGAUUCCCUCACUCACAGCACUGCAAAAUCUCCUUUCUUUGGAAAGGUUGGAUUUGGAGGAGAACAAAAUUAGGGAUGAGGCAGUUCAUCCUCUAUCAGGCUUCCCAAAGUUAAGCCAUUUAUCUUUAUCAACCACUCUCCUCACAGAUGAGUCCCUGUGCCUUCUAUCAUCUGUCCCUAAGUUGACAAAUCUUAGCGUUCGGGAUACUGUGUUGACAAAUGCCGGGCUUGAUUUAUUCAAUCCACCACCAACGUUGGGAACACUAGAUCUGAGGGGCUGUUGGCUCUUAACAAAAGAUGCCCUCUUAUUAUUCUGCAAAAAACAUCCUCGCAUUGAAGUCAGACAUGAAUUUGUUCGCAGUUUCAAGUUUGAUCAAAGCAGGUCCAAGGGCGUGCUAAUGAAACAGAAGUGGGGAAAAAAGCCAGCAGCUCCACUCAGUUACAGUAGUAAUACUUUCCUAGAUCAAAGGUUGAAGUAUAGCAGAGAAGAACUACUGGCUUUGCAGUUCACGCCUUUGUCAUACGUUUCUCCCCGUGAAAGAGGUAAUACCAUACCUUACUAGUCUAAUAGAGUGAAUCCUUGAUAUUAUGUUGUAUGUUGGAGAAGGGUGAGGUAGAGAAAAUAACCGGUUUUGAGCCCCUUUAGUCCCUCUUUUUCCAUAUUGUACUCAUCUGUAAUUCCUUGUAUCUUUCUUGGCUUGUCUAUCUACUGUCCGUUUUGCAUCGUAAAAUUUCUACUGUCGUAAAAAUUACUUUUGUAAUAGUUACUUUCAAGAAUAUGUAAUUUAGCAUAUGAUCUGAUCAUCCAAGAAAUGCUUCUAGUA